Caenorhabditis angaria is the source of this 1415-nucleotide messenger RNA. The record is from the annotation of a GenBank genome assembly. NCBI's taxonomy places the organism in Eukaryota, Metazoa, Nematoda, Chromadorea, Rhabditida, Rhabditidae.
AUGAAGGUUUUUAGUUUAAUUCUGGUUUUUGUCAAUUUCACUUUCUCACAAAUUUAUAAUUGCGAAGAAAAGUUCAGUGCAGGUAAAAAAUGUGGAACUACUGAUAACAGCACAGUCAAGGUUUGAAAAAUCUUUCGAAUUCAGUGUGAUUGAAUCAACCAUUUUCAGUAUUAUUUCGACAACGAACUUUCAUUUUGUUAUCCUUAUAAAUAUCUUGGAUGUGAAGAAAGUGUGAACUCUUUUGAAAGUGAACAAAGCUGUCUAGAAUUCUGCAAACCUGGUGAGUUUAGAAAUAUAUUUUUUCAUUUUGAAACAUUAAUUUACAGCUGAUCAGGUGAAUUGUGGUGGUAACGUGAAACCUGAUGAUACCUGUAUGGGAAUUGAAGAUAAACAAUGUAAACCUGGAAAUGUUUGCAUAAAUGGUGGAAUGAUUGGUUUGUGUUGUAACGCAAAAAUUCAAGGUACGUGAGUAUUUUUUUUAAAGCUUGACGUUUCUGAAAAUUAUAGUAUUCAUAGCAUUUGUUUGUUAUUCCAUAUCCAAUUAUUUCAAAAUUCUUCUUUUCUCUAGAAAACCAUUAAAGCAUAAUGAUUAUUUUCAUCAACGUCAUUUUCGUAUAGUUUAUUCAAAGAAACUACUUUUUAGUAAUAUGCAGGUGAAAGAUGUUUUGAAAACAAGCCAAUUUCAAUAUAAAAAUAAUAUAUUUUUCGAAGUACGUAAGACAGAUGAAAAUCAUUUCCACAAAAAAUGUGAAAUCAUUUUUCAUACCAUGGUUUUUUAAAGCGUUUGAAAAUCUAUUUAAAUCAGCUGUUUAGUGAUUUGAAAUUGAUGUAUUCAAAAUAAAAAAAUACAGGUGGAAUAUUGAAUUUUGCAGUGAACUUGGAAAAUUCGCAAAAAAAAAACAAUAGAUUUAAUAUUCCUAGACCACAAUGAAAAAAAAACAAAAGAAUUUUGAAAAAGUCUCUGUGAAAAUUAUUUUGGUAUGCACUCUUAUUUUUCAAGAUUUUCCUCAAAAUUCAUAGAACCAAACAAUAAAAAGAAAAUCAAAUAAAGUCAUAUUGUCUUGAGAACUAAAUAAGUUCACACUAAGCUUCUUUACACUACGAUUAUCCAUCUUGACUGACUCAUCAUUCAAAUUUCAAUUUUUCAGAACAAUGGGACAGUGAACAUUCUCCAAAAUGUGUAAAAUCAACUGAAAAAAUCGUAGAAAUCAAAACUUGGUAUGGUUCUGCGCCUUUAAUUGGUCGAAAAUGUACACAUAAGUGAGUUUUGGAAGUGAACAUCUGAAAUAAAAUCUGAUUUUCUGACUAUGUACAUCAUUAUUUCAAAAAUAACCAAAAAUAUUUUCAGCUUCUGCCCAACUGGAUCAACAUGUGUACAGAAAAAAUGGACCGCACAUUGUUGCACGAAAAAAUAA